This is a messenger RNA of Postia placenta MAD-698-R-SB12, 756 nucleotides long. RefSeq lists its product as hypothetical. Bases 1 to 756 code for a protein of 251 amino acids. NCBI's taxonomy places the organism in Eukaryota, Fungi, Basidiomycota, Agaricomycetes, Polyporales, Adustoporiaceae. The transcript is spliced from 4 exons. The record is from RefSeq and is a predicted model, not a curated record.
AUGGUCUUAUUGACACGUUUUCUGGCUAUCGCGCACAGCACGAUGAACAUCGAGGAUGGACCUACAAUGCGACCCCAGCCUUCCUUCAUCUGCCAUCUCCUGCGCAUCACAGAUAUGGCGGAGGACAGGACGCGUUGGGACCUCGACUGGGAGAAGGUCUUCAAGAUCUUGAAGGAUCCGAUGAAAGUGUAUCGCUUGUUGUUGCAGGGUCGGCCGAUGCUGGGGGAGAUGGAUAAAGGAGCAAUUGAUACAUAUUGCGCCGCCCUCCGCGAAGCUCAGAAGACAGCAUUCAUUUGUGCGCACUGCUUCCGCGCUCCAGAGUUCAAGCUAGACAAACUCUGGCAACUUUGGGAUGAUGACAAGCGGCUGCAGCACAUGUUCGCAGGGCUCGAAUUCGCUUGCGAGAGCUCGCCGCUGUCCCAGGAUGCACGGGUUUUAUGCCCUGAAGGAAGGAGGGAAGCUUUUGUCGAUCUAGUCCGCAAGUUCAUCAUUUCGGCAGGCCAGACACCGCCAUAUGCGCUCCCCUUCCCUUUCCCUGACCCUUGGUGGCAGCAGUUGGCUCGGGAGUUUCCCAAGCCACAACCUGAAGCGUACAUAGCUAUGACUCUCAUACGGCAGGAAUUCAUUGCCAAUUUCAUCACCGGUGUCUAUGUCUCCGUCGAGGACGUCUAUGACAAAUGUAACAGUGACGCGAUCAUGGAUGCCAUCAAGGAUUGCGGUAGGGCUGGAGGCUCGUACCAAGCUUUUGGAAUGUAG